GUUGUGAAUUGCGGACGACACCGAAAAAGUUUACCCGCAGUUUACACGGAAGCCUCGCGCGUUUUGACAGUAUUCACAACUCCGCAUCUAACAUAACUAUGUUCAAACAGAAUUCAGUAUCUGCCCUGAAUGUGCAACAUGGCGACCGGUCAAGAGACAGCUGUUCGGAAGCAACAAGAUCUCCAGGCGCAGUACAACAAUUACAAAACUGCGCUUCAGACACUGGCACAGAAGGUCGGCGAGAUUGAGCAAGAGAUAGAGGAGCACAAACUGGUCACGGAAACCCUGCAGCCACUACCAGGAGAACGUAAAUGCUUUCGACUUAUCAACGGUGUCCUUGUCGAGAGAACUGUGAAGGAUGUCCUUCCUGCACUGAAGACCAACUCGGACGGUCUGAAGCAGGUUCUGGAGGAGCUGUUGAAACAAUACAAGAGCAAGCAGGAUGAGAUGGACAAAUGGAAGGUAGGAAUCGUCCCCUAAAUACUCUCCGUAUCGGCUGACCAAAGGUUACAGAAGAAGCACAAUAUUCAAGUCGUUCAAAACUAGCCUGACAGGUGGUACUUGCUUGAACCAUUGCCUGGGUUUAGAGACAGUAACCUGGCUUAUCUUCGUGUGAAGAUUGAGUGUUCUGACUCUGCCUGAGAGGAGAUUGCGGUGCAUAAGGUCGAACCUGGCGUACUUUGGAAGGCGGGUGAGGAGGAUACCAUAGUCAUUACUGCUUCGGCGUGUGUGACGCAGUUGCGACGUUGAAGUGAAAGAAGCGCGGUUUAAGGUCAUGCCCAUCUGCACGAU
Messenger RNA from Exophiala viscosa, 792 nucleotides. RefSeq names its product prefoldin subunit 2. The record is from RefSeq and is a predicted model, not a curated record. NCBI's taxonomy places the organism in Eukaryota, Fungi, Ascomycota, Eurotiomycetes, Chaetothyriales, Herpotrichiellaceae. The transcript has 3 exons. Gene Ontology annotation, molecular function: protein folding chaperone. Gene Ontology annotation, cellular component: prefoldin complex; cytoplasm. Gene Ontology annotation, biological process: protein folding. The coding region runs from base 130 to 480 and encodes 116 amino acids.